Phalaenopsis equestris is the source of this 438-nucleotide messenger RNA. RefSeq lists its product as uncharacterized. Lineage: Eukaryota; Viridiplantae; Streptophyta; Magnoliopsida; Asparagales; Orchidaceae. The coding region runs from base 52 to 438 and encodes 128 amino acids. The record is from RefSeq and is a predicted model, not a curated record. The transcript has 3 exons.
UCUCUCUCUCUCUCUAUCUGCUGCUCCACUGAAGCUUCGGUUCUCGGCUUUAUGGAGGAGGAAGGCUCGGAAAAGAAUGGAAAGUGUGAUGCGAGGGAAGAGGAGAGUGAAUGGAUAGAAUUUGAUGCUGAGUUCAAACCCAUGGAGCAUCCAUUGGAGCCCUUGGAAGAAGAUCAGCCUUUACAGUGUCCGAUCCCUGAUUCAUCUUUUCUUAAUCAAGAAAAAUAUGAAUUGAAGCAGCGGCGAUUGGUGGAUGAAUUACUGAAGUCCAAAGAACCUUCGGAAGAAGAUGAAGAAAGCAUCCUCCCACUCCAAGCAGAUCCUAAGAGGCAUCAUAAAAUUCAUCAGCAUUCUUCCAUCCAACCUCAGCCUCCUUUUUGGGGUUCUCACUACAACAUAUUUCAGGUUUUCCAACAAUGUAAAGAUUUUUCAUCUUGA